Molecule: messenger RNA, 493 nt
Organism: Trematosphaeria pertusa
Lineage: Eukaryota; Fungi; Ascomycota; Dothideomycetes; Pleosporales; Trematosphaeriaceae
Exons: 2
Coding region: 188-493 (101 amino acids)
Source: RefSeq, a predicted model, not a curated record
AGUCUGUUUGCCAGGCGGUAUAAAUAUCAGCACCUCAUGUAGUAAAUUGGGCAGCUUAGCAAUCACCUCCACCUUUCCAUUUGUUGAUCAAACAACCUCGAAUCCUUUGUCAACCCGGUCUUCUACUUGCCUAACUUUCUUCGCUAUCUUUUGAACAAAUCCACCAAGACCUUGUCUCUCCACCAUCAUGUCAAAAGUCUGGAAGAAGUUCGAAAAGCACCUCUUUGACAGUGGGAACUGGACGAAGCUUUUCAACAAACACAGCCCGGGUCAACGCGUCUACCCACCGAACACCAAAACGCAGAAUGCAGAGCACCAAGUCAACAGUGAAGCGACAAACACAGCACUCAAGAAGUAUGUCAGCAAAUAUGGAACACACUCCAACGUUGCCGCUGCCAAAAUUCCGGUAGACGUACCAGACGACAAGCAAGAGGAGGUAGUCAAGGAUCUGGUGGCAGAUUUCAGGAAGAAAUUCUCCUCAAAGAUCGGUUGA